Molecule: messenger RNA, 1586 nt
Organism: Paramacrobiotus metropolitanus
Lineage: Eukaryota; Metazoa; Tardigrada; Eutardigrada; Parachela; Macrobiotidae
Exons: 10
Coding region: 189-1334 (381 amino acids)
Source: RefSeq, a predicted model, not a curated record
ACAUACACGCAUGCAGACGUUCUCGAUAACAUUAUGGCUCGACGCAAAUACAAACGGGUUAUACCGAAGCGAUUUCUGGGUUAUUACGAGAACGAUGCCAAAAAAGAAUCCAAAAUUAUGCUAAAUUUGCUUCCGUACUGCCGCGCCGAGAGAAGGGUCAGUAUACGUCCAACAGUAAGCUGAGUUUGAUGGGCCCACCCGGCGAAUCAUACCGCUACCAGGAAAUUCUCGACCCGGAAACAAUGUCAAUCACCUAUCCGUUUUUUAUUGGAGAAAAACAGAAGAUAUUUGUGGAAGGAAAAGCGCUGGAGUACUCCUUUAAUGUGUACCAAACGGAGAACUCGACUGUCAUCAAAGGUGAAUUCGUGCAGACGAACGGCGAUGCAUCGUACACGAUUACCGGAGUUUUUGAUGGCGAAGGGAUCGAUAUGACAUAUAGCGGAAAUAAUGUGGUGGCAACUCGGCAUUACAAGCGCGCACUACCUAUCGAAAUCUAUGGAAAAUUUGAGUCCCUUACCGCGAAUUCCGAAAACUAUACAGAAUUCAGUUCUGUCUUCUUGGAUCCUGUUUUGGGUUCCGAGUCUGAUGCCGGUUCACGUGUCCGUUUUUAUCGAAAGAACGGCACGUAUCAUCAGGAGAUCAUCAACAUUUUGGGAAGCAAGGAGUCCGUAGAUAUUCCCUUUCACCUUGGUGUCCCAGUUUCCCAAGAAAUCGGCGGCAAGAACUUCGAAAUAACUUAUACGUACGACGGCGGAGAGAAUCCGAUACUUUUUAUUCACUUUGUUAACACAGAUGGCGACUUAAGCUUUAAAGUGCGCUAUACCGUAGAUGCGAGAGGAAUUGAAGCGUUUUACCGCCGCGAAACCAGCACCGCUUCAAUAACUGCUAGACGCUUUUUUCGUCGGCGUCUUCCUAGUAUAGUCUUCGGACGAUAUGAGUCCAUUGGAGCCUCGCCGAAUUUUAACAGCUUCGCUUAUUCCAUCCAUUUCCCGGAAAUUACACGGAAGACCAUCACGGAAUACGCUGAAGCGAAUGAUAGUUAUGUACAACGCUUUCAGUACGGCAUUGACAGUCCGUUUACCCACGUACCUUUCACUCUGGGAGAAAGCCAUGAUCAGCUGGUCAAAAGUAAAUGGUGGAUGGAGUACACCUAUUAUGCAUAUGAAGGCGAACGGACAUUCCUUAUUUCGAUUUUCAAAGAGAAGUUCAAUAAUGGCAGUGCGCCUACGUUUCAAGACUUUAUUCGCAUUGGCGACUUUGACGAACACGGCUACAAUUCGACGUACAUGUGUGGAAAUGUUACUGCCAGUCGAGUUUAUCGCCGCUUACAUUGAGCCUUGGAACGCUGGAAUAAUUUUUCUUUGUUUUUUUUGCGGUAAAACUUCUGAUUUGGGGCUUGCAAUUUUAGUUUAUUCUUUUUUCUCUGGAUGGUAGAGUGCGGUACACUGUGAUCAUCUAAGCGAUACUUAACAUGGGAAGACUGACGUAACUGAAUUCCUUCAUUUUAUUAUUGUGUUUUUCCUGUGUAUGAUCAGUUUUGUUAAUACGAUUCAAUUUUUUGCGCAUAAAGGUUACUGAGAUCGGAA